Rhagoletis pomonella (apple maggot) is the source of this 858-nucleotide messenger RNA. Its product is annotated as putative nuclease HARBI1. NCBI's taxonomy places the organism in Eukaryota, Metazoa, Arthropoda, Insecta, Diptera, Tephritidae. The transcript is spliced from 4 exons. The coding region runs from base 1 to 858 and encodes 285 amino acids. The record is from RefSeq and is a predicted model, not a curated record.
AUGGCCCUUGAAUAUUUGGUGUAUGAUAUUUUCCGGGACGGACCGGAGUUAACUGCACACCCAGCAGAUCGACGUGCACUCCGAGAUGUCGACAAUCCCUUCGAAUUGGCACCUUCGGAGUACCGGAAACCUUUCCGGCUAAGUCCCGACGUGGCCAAUGACGUAGUUGUGCAGCUGGAUAACAAAUUAAAAGGAUCCAGGAUAACUGCUAAACCUAGUGAAAAACAGAUUGAGCGCCAAGCCGCCAAAGAAAUAUUUGCACGUGCACCUUCUCCAUUUGUUGGGGGCACCAUAGGGGCAAUCAGUUGCACCCAUGUGCCGAUUUUAGGCCCCAAACAUCAUGAGGAGGCUUACGUCAACCAUCAUGGCUACCACUCAAUAAACGUGCAAAUGAUAUGUGAUCCCAAUUUGAAAAUUUUGAACGUGAAUGCCAGGUUUCCGGGGGCUCGGCACGACUCAUACAUUUGGAGCUCGUGUGCAAUAAGAAGAGUAAUGCGGCGAUCUUUUGAAAAUGGCAAUCACAUGUUUUUGAUCGGUGAUUCUGGAAACCCAUUGGAGCCGUGGCUUAUGACGCCAUUACCAAACCAACCAGAGGCGACACCUAAAUUUCGGUAUAAUGAGGCGCUCUGCAAGGCUCGCAAUCCAGUUGAGAGACUUUUUGGCGUCCUUAAAGGAACAUGGCGAUGUUUAUCGCAACAAAGAGUGCUCUUUUACGAUCCCAAAUUUGCUGGUAAAGUUGUUAACGCGUGCACAGUGUUGCACAACAUGCGUUUGGGUGUGCAAACAUCUGAGCUCGACAGUGUCAUUCCAGCAACCUCAACAGAUAAUUAUCCUGUCAAUACAAAUGCACCAUCUUAG